Aspergillus vadensis CBS 113365 is the source of this 524-nucleotide messenger RNA. RefSeq lists its product as uncharacterized. The record is from RefSeq and is a predicted model, not a curated record. The coding region runs from base 112 to 462 and encodes 116 amino acids. NCBI's taxonomy places the organism in Eukaryota, Fungi, Ascomycota, Eurotiomycetes, Eurotiales, Aspergillaceae. The transcript has 3 exons.
UGUACUGCAUCAUAAGUCUGGUUAAGAAUCAUACCUUCCAUUCAAAAUAUAAGUUUCUUUCCUCCAAAAACUUCCUCACUGAAAUAGCUUUGCUGCCGCGAUACCGACGUCAUGUCUUCUGGCAACGAUAACAACAACAACCACUUAACUAGUCGGUCGCGUUAUGAAGUUCUCGCACCCCUGGCGAACCUCCUUGGAGGCGUCGGCGAUACCCUAGGAAAGACCGUGGGCGGACUCGGAGACACCGUCGGAAGCACUGUAGGAGGACUCGGAGACACUGUGGGAAACACUGUGGGAGGACUCGGUCAGACUGCCGGCGGUGCGACUCAGGGUCUCGGAAAGACUGUUGGCGGUGCCACUGAAGGCCUGGGCAACACAACCCGGGGCGUCGGACAGUCGACUGGAGACAUCCUUAGCAGCAUCAAUGGCGAGAGGUCCGGUGCGAAUACUGAGCGGAAGUAAGGAUGACGGCGAGGUCCGGUUGAAUAUGACAUGACUUGAUGAAUCUGCUAUGUAAUGGGCUU